AAGUUUGAACUGCUAAUCUAAUAUGAAGAACUCUAAGAUACGUACUAUUAUUUGACGUUUAACCCUUGAAAAUGGCAAAUAACCAGAAUCAUGGAACACCAAUGGAGGAAUUGGGGGGCAAUGGCAAGGUGGCCUCUCCGCCCCAAGGCUGCAUGAAGGUUUUCAUUCAGAGAGAUUAUUCUGAAGGAACUUCUGUGAAGUUCCAGACCAAAUUCCCCCAGGAGCUUAAUGGCAAGAUAGAGCCAAGCAUAUUUGAGCAAAUGCUGAACACCGUCAACAGCAUGUAUGCUGAAGCAGAACAAAUGUCUUGCGGCCGUUACUGUGAGGGCUGCCUUGGCUGUCUCACAGCUUACCUUAUUUUCUUUUGUCUUGAGACUCACUAUGAACAGAUGAUGAAGAAAGUAACAAAGUACAUCGCGGAGCAGAACGAGCGAGUCUGGGUGCCCAGGGGUCUCUUCAUCACCAACCCC
Messenger RNA from Hyalella azteca, 470 nucleotides. RefSeq names its product golgin subfamily A member 7. Gene Ontology annotation, biological process: peptidyl-L-cysteine S-palmitoylation; protein targeting to membrane. Gene Ontology annotation, cellular component: palmitoyltransferase complex. NCBI's taxonomy places the organism in Eukaryota, Metazoa, Arthropoda, Malacostraca, Amphipoda, Hyalellidae. The record is from RefSeq and is a predicted model, not a curated record.